AUGAACGAAAUCAGCACGUUUCAUUAUAAUCGCGUCCAAAUCGAACAAUUCCUUCAAGUUGAUGUCGAGAAGUUCGACGAGGCGAUCAGUCAGUACAUGCUGACUCGUUUCUACAAUUUGAGCCGUAGACAAGCUAAAAACAAGGUUCUCACGUUGGUCUCAAAAAUCGAAUAUCUCGAUAUGCUCUAUUCGCAAAUCGGAAGCGUUAAAAUCGAAACGUCGUAUCAAUAUAUUCAAAAUGCCUGCAAUGCCAAUAAUGUUGACUGUCCAUUCCUCUCAUUGACAGAAUACCAGGACUUUCUUCUCAGCUGCCCGUUCAUUUUCCGCUAUGUGCCGAAUAUCAUCGAUCCGAAGAGCACGACACACUCGUACCGAAGAUUUGUUCAGCAUCUCGGUAAGAAGCUAAUGAACGAUGAGCCGGUUAAGGAUUCGAAUAUCGUGCAAAUAAUCGAUGAGUUCUUCAAAGAUAUCGAAGAUACGACCGAGAAGAACUGCAUGACAUUCGAGAAGGAUUCGCUGUAUUUGGAUUUCGAGAAUCUCGAAACUCUUGCUGCCAAUGCGAACUCCCUAUUCGAAUACGGCAAGAAUCAAAUUCGAAUUUAA
This is a messenger RNA of Caenorhabditis bovis, 603 nucleotides long. The record is from the annotation of a GenBank genome assembly. Lineage: Eukaryota; Metazoa; Nematoda; Chromadorea; Rhabditida; Rhabditidae.